Molecule: messenger RNA, 1853 nt
Organism: Ceratotherium simum simum (southern white rhinoceros)
Lineage: Eukaryota; Metazoa; Chordata; Mammalia; Perissodactyla; Rhinocerotidae
Gene: RANBP3
Product: RAN binding protein 3
Biological process (GO): protein export from nucleus
Source: RefSeq, a predicted model, not a curated record
GAAAUGCGCAGGCGCGGGAGUUUCUGGCAGAAAGCAGACGAGCCCGGGCCGGCGCGGGGCCUUGUGGGAGGGCUCAAGGAAGUAAAAUGGCGGACCUGGCGAACGAAGAAAAACCUGCCAUUGCUCCGCCUGUCUUUGUGUUUCAGAAGGAAAAAGGACAAAAGAGGUCCGCUGGAGGCUCCAGCCCCGAAGGCGGAGAAGAUUCUGACCGCGAAGAUGGAAAUUACUGCCCUCCCGUCAAGAGAGAAAGAACGUCCUCUUUAACCCAGUUCCCACCUUCACAGUCAGAGGAAAAGAGCAGUGGGUUCCGGUUGAAGCCGCCAACGCUGAUCCAUGGCCAGGCCCCCAGCGCAGGUCUGCCAAGCCAGAAGCCCAAGGAACAGCAGCGAAGCGUGCUUCGCCCGGCGGUGUUACAAGCCCCACAGCCAAAGGCACUGUCACAGACCGUCCCCAGCAGCGGCACCAACGGCGUCAGCAUCCCAGCAGACUGCCCGGGGGCCGUGACAUCGACGCUGCCCGACAACCCCGCCCGGAGGAGUCCCUCUGACGAGGCGCGAGCACUCGAGGAAAAAGAGCCCCAGAGAGAUGAGCCUAGCAAUCCUUCUGAGGAGGACAACUGUGAAAAGAAGGAGCAAGUUGCACAGCAGGCGUUUGUGUUCGGGCAGAACUUGAGGGACAGAGUUAAGUUAAUAAACGAGAGCACUGAAGCAGCCGACGUGGAGAAUGCCGGACACCCCAGUUCAGAAACACCAACCGCGACCAACUAUUUCCUUCAGUAUAUCAGCUCCAGUUUAGAGAAUUCGACCAAUAGUGCCGACGCCGCCAGCAACAAAUUCGUGUUUGGCCAGAACAUGAGCGAGCGCGUGCUGAGCCCACCCAAACUAAAUGAGGUCACUUCAGAUGCCACCAGGGAAAACUCAGCUGCCGAGUCCGGGUCCGAGUCCUCGUCCCAGGAGGCCACCCCUGAGAAAGAGUCCCUGGCUGAGUCGGCGGCCGCCUACACCAAGGCGACGGCGCGCAAGUGUUUGUUGGAGAAGGUGGAAGUCAUCACCGGGGAGGAGGCGGAGAGCAACGUGUUACAGAUCCAGUGUAAGCUGUUCGUCUUUGACAAGACCUCGCAGUCGUGGGUGGAGAGGGGCCGGGGGCUGCUCAGACUCAACGACAUGGCCUCCACCGACGACGGGACGUUACAGUCGCGACUAGUGAUGCGGACCCAGGGCAGCCUGCGGCUCAUCCUCAACACCAAGCUGUGGGCCCAGAUGCAGAUGGACAAGGCCAGUGAGAAGGGCGUCCGCAUCACGGCCACGGACGCCGAGGACCAGGGCGUCAAGGUCUUCCUGAUCUCGGCCAGCUCCAAGGACACCGGGCAGCUGUACGCGGCCCUGCACCACCGCAUCCUGGCUUUGCGCAGCCGCGCGGAGCAGGAGCAGGAGGCCAAAACGCCUGCCCCGGAGCCCGGGGCCGCCCCGUCCAACGAGGACGACAGUGACGACGAUGACGUCCUGGCUCCGUCGGGAGCCACCGGAAGCGGCGCUGGUGACGAAGGGGACGGGCAGACGGCCGGGAGCACAUAGCGCCGGGAGCCGGCCGCCCGCGAGCCUGCUGCUUUGUCCGUCUGUCCGCCCGCCCGCCCUUCCCGCCAGCAGCGUCGCGGCGCGGGGCCCGGGAACCACACUCCCCGCUGGGUUGGCCACAGUCUGGAUCCGCGCGUCCCGUUCAGAAGCAGCCUCGGGAACUGCCUGAACGUGGUUUGGGACACGAGACCUCAUCAUAUUGAUGAGCAAACAAAAGAGAACAUUUCUUCCCUCCCCUCCUUUGAAUUGAGAUGGCACAUUAAGACUUGUCACGGCUUC